AUGUUUAAGAAAGAAGGCAAUUUUGAAAAAGACAAAAUAUACUCUACACAGAGCUUCACUAACUUCAAAAACAGUAGCAGAACAGGGUCUCUUCUCCUUGUUUCCAAAAAGUGCAAGACUUUUGUUUUAGAAGUCUACAGAAACAAGAAAAAUAAAUUAACAACAAACUUUUUAACAAAAAAACAACUAGCAAUAACUGAAACUAUUUCUUUUUCUAAAGAGCAUAUUAUGAUAACAAAAACUAGCCAAGAAGUCUUAUCUAACUCUAUGCAAGAUAACUUUCUAAACAACAUUAGCUAG
Cetraspora pellucida is the source of this 300-nucleotide messenger RNA. Lineage: Eukaryota; Fungi; Glomeromycota; Glomeromycetes; Diversisporales; Gigasporaceae. The record is from the annotation of a GenBank genome assembly.